GGGUGAUUUUUAAGAACAUUCCUUAAUCAAUGGGAUCUAAAAAAGUCACUUGCCUAAGAAAGUCACCGAAACUUCACAUUCAAAGUAACUUUAUCCUCUUCUCAGCUUUUCACAUUAUGAACCUCCCGUGGGAACAAAGACAUUUAUACCCUUACGUGAGCUUCCAAGAAGAAACCAACAAUUUUUAAGAUUUUUCCCCAUUACAUGUAGAUUAGUUGGCUUCAAGUUUCUAUGGAUGUUCCUUCUCGGAAAUCCAUAAUUCUCUUCCUUUAUAUAUAAAACUUACUCACAACACAAAACCCAUCUCUCAAAACAAUCAAUUUCUCUCAAACUGUUUUACUUUUUCUUCUUUUGUAAUGGCAUCUCCUAAAUCCUCAACAAGACCAAACCAAGAAAACCAAGAACCUCAGUUCCAAGAUUUCUUCCCAACAAUGGCAGGAAAACUCGGUGGAGAAGGUCUGAUCGAAGAGAUUUGCAAAGGGUUCGAGCUUCUUAUGGACAAAGACAAAGGAGUCAUCACAUUCGAGAGCUUACGAAGAAACGCAUCGACGGUUCUUGGACUCGGAGAUCUAACGGACGACGAUGUUCGAUAUAUGAUCAACGAAGGAGAUUUUGAUCGAGACGGUGCGUUGAAUCAGAUGGAGUUUUGUGUGCUCAUGUUUAGACUUAGUCCUGAAUUGAUGGAAGCGUCACGGUGUGUUGUGACGGAGGUGAUCGAGGAAGAGUUUUACCGGCAUUGAUAGAGAAACCUUCUUAUGCGUUAGAGACUUUGACUGAAUUGUUUACACAAAAACCAAAAUAUAAUUUAAUAAUUUAUUAAUGUUAUUUUUAUUCUCUCUUUGAUUUCCCAUUAUUGUUGAGGUGGUCCAUAGGAUUGUUGGAUUAAUACUGAAUUACUGAUAUGCAAAAUUUGUCGAGAGUAGCGAAGGAAAAUCUUAACUGAUUCUAUUCUUCUUUUAUUCAAACUUUUUAGUUUAGGCUUCGUCAUGUAAGGAUCGAUAGAUAAGAAUCAUUAACCAAA
Molecule: messenger RNA, 1021 nt
Organism: Arabidopsis thaliana (thale cress)
Lineage: Eukaryota; Viridiplantae; Streptophyta; Magnoliopsida; Brassicales; Brassicaceae
Gene: PBP1
Product: pinoid-binding protein 1
Exons: 1
Coding region: 357-740 (127 amino acids)
Molecular function (GO): calcium ion binding
Source: RefSeq, marked reviewed